Trichophyton benhamiae CBS 112371 is the source of this 783-nucleotide messenger RNA. RefSeq lists its product as uncharacterized. The record is from RefSeq and is a predicted model, not a curated record. The transcript has a single exon. NCBI's taxonomy places the organism in Eukaryota, Fungi, Ascomycota, Eurotiomycetes, Onygenales, Arthrodermataceae. The coding region runs from base 1 to 783 and encodes 260 amino acids.
AUGUCCAUCAUGAAUACUGUUGCCCUGGUUGGCCUCCUUGCUACCUCUGCUACGGCGCAUAUGAUGCUCCAUUAUCCUCCUACGUUCGGUGCAGAGAACAAUCCUCAUCGCACUGACCCUGUUGACCCCUACCUCGACAACCCCUACAAUUGCUGUGGAAGAAAGACAGUUUAUCCCUGCAGAGGAUACCUAGACCUCCUCGGCACCGAUCAAGGCCGCCCCGUCGUCAGCUGGGAAGCCGGUUCGUCCCAGAGUUUCAGCCUUACUGGAAGAGGAACGCAUUGGGGAGGAUCAUGUCAAGCCGGCUUCAGUACUGACCAAGGCAAAACUUGGAGAGUUGUGAGAAGCUACGAAGGAAACUGCCCCCACCGCGAGGGCUCUAACCAAAACCCGGAGGAACAAACCUUCGAUUUCAAGAUCCCUAGCGACAUGCCUACUGGUGACCACGUAUUUGCCUGGACUUGGUUCAACCGCGAGCAGGAAUUUUUCAUGACCUGCGCUUCCGUGACCAUUACGGAAUCUGGAAAUGGAGGCAACACUUCACAACCUCGAGCCUUCGUUCCUCGUGGCAGCAGUGCUCGCCCAACUCCCGACGAUGACAAGUCCUCAAGCGUCCCUUUCGACCAACUCCCAGAUUUCCUCGUCGCUAACACCGAUAAUGGCUGCAUGACCCCACGAACAAAUGCAGAGGUGAAAUAUCCCAACCCAGGACCUGAUGUCGCCAAGGGUGACGGCGCCUAUCCACUAGAGCUUCCUUCUCCAAUGGAUAAAUGUGGCGCAUAG